CGCUACAGCAACAGCACAAUCCUUCGCCAUCCUCCAUCUCUUCUCACCUCAAUCCCACAUCCAUGCAAAGAGGAGAUGGAGGGCACCCCGAGGUGCUGGGGAACACUGAGUGAAGAAGAGCUUAGGCUCACAUGACACUCACCCCACCACCAUCCCUCCCUUCUAUAGAGGUCCACAUAUUUUGUUUUCGUUUUUUUGUAAUAACCAACAAGGACUACGAGGAGGUUUGUGCUGAGUAUAUGAAAAACUGCUGGCAGGAGGAAGCCCAGAAGAGAGGAGGAGAAAGAAGAAGGAGAUGAGAGGUAGGUUUUCUACUGUUGCUAAUGCCAAGAUCUAAGAGUGAGAGAGACUGAGGCGGGCUCGAAGACUGGAGGGCUUGCACAUGUGGAACAGCCACAGCCACUUGUGGACCAAGAGGAGAGGAAAACAGAUUCAAAUACGGACACAGCUGGAAAGAUGAGGAGGCAUCAAGGACCACAUUUCAGUCCUGGGUGUCUGGUGCACUGACCCUGCCUGCAACAGGCGAGGUGUCAGAGGGCCAGGGCCAUGACGGACUCUUCUGGCCCUGGGGGGCAAGCCUUAGUGCCGUGGCCAAGGGUGUGGCGAUGGCUCCUGCUCACUUCACUGGUCACUGUGAUAACUUUGACUCUGCCAGGGAGCAGCCAAGCCUGCCCACCGCGAUGCGAGUGCUCAGCUCAGCUGAGGUCAGUGUCAUGCCAGAGGCGGCGGCUCAUCAACGUCCCAGAGGGUAUUCCAACUGAGACUCGGCUCUUGGACCUCAGCAAGAACCGCCUCCGUUGGGUGCAGGCGGGUGACCUAACACCGUACCCACGGCUGGAGGAAGUGGACCUCAGUGAGAAUCUCAUCGCCACAUUAGAGCCCAAUGCCUUCUCUGCUCUUCAAAAUCUUAAAGUGCUAAAGUUAAGGGGAAACCAGCUCAAGUUAGUGCCCAUGGGAGCCUUUGCCAAGCUGGGAAAUUUGACAAGCCUAGACCUGAGUGAGAACAAGAUAGUGAUCUUACUGGACUACACCUUCCAGGAUCUGAAGAAUCUGAAGCACCUGGAGGUUGGAGACAAUGACCUGGUUUAUAUAUCCCACAAGGCAUUCUCAGGGUUACUUGGGCUGGAGGAUCUCACCGUAGAACGUUGCAAUCUUACUUCCAUUUCUGGCCAGACACUGUCCUACCUCCGCAGUCUUGUCACUCUUCGCCUUCGCCACCUCAGCAUCACUGCCCUGGAGGACCAGAACUUCCGCAAGCUCUCAAACUUGCGGGGUCUGGAAAUUGAUCACUGGCCGUACCUAGAGUACAUCUCUCCUCUUAGUUUUCAAGGCCUGGACCUUCAUUGGCUCUCCAUCACCAAUACGAAUAUCACCUCUGCCCCAUCUGCCUCUUUCAAGAACCUGGUGCAUCUCACCCACCUCAACCUAUCCUAUAAUCCCAUCACCACACUAGAGCCAUGGGCCUUCAAAGACCUGCUGAGGCUGAAGGAGCUCAUUAUGGUAAGCACCGGGUUGAUGGCAGUGGAGCCACACGCCUUCGGAGGCCUCAGACAGAUUCGGGUGCUCAACUUCUCCUCCAAUGAUCUGCAGACUCUGGAAGAGGGCUCCUUCCAUUCUGUCAACAGUCUAGAGACCCUCAGAGUGGAUGGAAAUCCACUGUUGUGUGACUGCCGUCUGUUGUGGAUCCUGCAAAGACGCAAGACCCUCAAUUUUGACGGCAGAGUGCCAGUGUGUGCGGGGCCGGUGGAGGUGCAAGGGGUCAGCCUCAGCACCUUCACCGAUUCUGCACUCUUUGAUCACUUUACAUGCCAGAAACCUAAGAUACGCAACCGUAAGAUGCAGCAGGUGGUAGCUCGUGAAGGCCAGCCAGUGAGUUUUCUGUGUCGAGCUGAUGGAGAUCCAACACCUGCUAUCAUCUGGAUUUCGCCACAGCGCAGACGGAUCACAGCCAAGAAUUCAGGACGAAUCACUGUUCUCCCCAGUGGCACAUUGGAGAUCCGCUACGCCCAGCUUACUGACAGUGGAACAUACAUCUGCAUCGCUAGUAAUGCUGGAGGCAAUGACACCUACUUCGCCACUCUGACGGUGCGCGGCCAGCCGUUAGAUGCCGCCUCAGCCUUUUUUCUUAACCGCUCUCUGUACAGCGGAGAGUUCUUCAACGACACAAAUCUAAACAGCACACGUGUUUUCCUGAAGUUCACCUUGGACCUGACCACCAUCUUGGUCUCCACAGCAAUGGGUUGCAUUACUUUUCUCGGGGUUGUUCUCUUCUGUUUCCUGCUGUUGUUUGUGUGGAGCCGGGGACGCGGCCAACGCAGGAAUAACUUCACAGUAGAGUACUCUUUCCGGAAAUCUGAACCCUCAACCGGAAGCUCUUCGGGAGGGACCAGGAAGUUCAACAUGAAAAUGAUAUGAAACAACGCAGCCAGGGGUCCCUCGGGGGAGGCAUGAGCACGUUCCAAAAGCGUGUUUGACACACGCAAACACACACAGCCACUGAACCACAAAGAAGUUUGAAAAUGAAAUUUACUCUCCUGCCCAUGGCUCUUCUCUUAAUCGGGUGCCCAAAUCAAAACUGGAGCCAUGGCUCAAUUUGGUUGGAGAAAAAAGAAAUAAAUCAUCCUGAUCAGUCUACUUCACAGUGUUUUCAUUCAGCUUGUGGUUAACACAUUUGAAUGGUAAUGUAAGGAAUAAUAGUGUUCAAAGAGCAUCAUGCUGAGUUAAAAAUUAUAGGAGAUUAGUUAUAAUUUGGCGUUAAUGAUUGCUAAGCUCUGGAGCACGGGUAGUCCCAUCUCCCAGUUGCAUUAAUUAGAAAUUGAGACCCCAAAAAAAAAUCCUUUUUCGUUUAAAUUUCCCUUUUAUGUAGUCAUUGCUAUCAGGGAUUUUUAAAGAUGUCAUACGGAUAAAUCCAUUUGGAGAAUUCAUAGUUACGCCUUAUUACAAAUCAUGGAUGUAGAGUUGUAGAUAUGAGUGAUACGUUUUUACCACUAAACAAAAUGAUGAUUUUGUAAAACCGCUUAAAAUGUUUCAAUAUACAGUUUGAUAUCCUUCAUUAUCUAAUCUGACCACAGCUCAGUGGUGAGGAUCAUUAACAUUUUCCCAAGUCAUUUUCUUUCAGUGAUCAAAGGCUUAAUGGAUGUAGGAUAAUUGAUCCAGUGACAGUCGCACAGACAAAACAUGAAAAAAUAAUCUGGCCUUUUCCUCUUUGUGAGAUUUAGUCUCAACAUUAGCUGUGUGAGUUUGGGACGAGCGCACUGACCAAGAGCUGCCAGAGCUGCCUGUGGCCAAGAGGGGGCUGGGUAGGAGGUGAAGCCCCAUGGACACAGGCUGCCAGGCCGACCAAAGCACCCAACACUAAAUAGAGCAAGGGGGUCCGGGUUGGUGGGCACGCAAGGGUUGAUGGAUAGAAACAGAGGAUAGGUAUAUAUGAUGCUGACCUCUGCAUCCACCCUCUCCUCCCUGCUCACUGGUGUUGCUGCUCACCUAACCUUACAUGCUGCCCGGGGGGAGCAGCCUGGGGUGUUGGGUCUUACUCAGAGACAGACAGAGGACACACAGUCCCACAAGGAGGUUUUUACACAACAAACACCUUCAUCUUGGUUGAUAUACAGCAAGCACAUUUAUGGAUUUUUUUCUCAGGAAGAGUUACAUAGGAAGACCACAGUUAGAAAGACAGCAGAUAUUUACUGUGUUGAUACAAAACAUUCCAGCAAUACUAUAUAUAAACAUUGAUUCUCCAAGGGAGAACUGAUUUGUGUGUAAAGAAAAAGCCAUAGUUAGCAUAGGUUGAAUUUUUAUACGCGUAUGCAUGAUUCAGUUAUACUUUUGUCACCACUGCCAUCUUAGAGCUGUAUAGGUGAUGAAAAGACUGUCUGGUGUCGUUGGGUUGCCAUGAAGUUUCUCCUCACAACACACAUUAGCGCAGAGCCUAAUCAAGAUGAUUGGAACUGAUAUGAACAAUCACAUUUAAAUGUGCAUGAGCACACAAAAAGCACCGACCUAUCUGAAGUUGUGACGCCGGCUGCUCUCUCUCUGUCUCUGACGGCCAGUGUGCGAAUGUCUCUGCCCCCCUAGCCCAGUGCAUCCCCCCUCCGCCCCUAUCCCCCAGACACCCCCACUGGGUCCUCCUUUGGGAGGGGUCCCUGGCUGGAGACCGAGGAGUCAAAUGUAAAUGAAGUCGUGUUAAUCCUACCCACACCAUGUCAUCAUAUAGUGGAGAGUAGUGCUGUGGUUUAAAAAUGAAAUGUUACGUUGCUUCCUGUGUGUCCCUUAUUUAUGAUUUCUUCAGCAGUUGUUGUGACUGUGACCUUUGGACUGUCUACCUUUGCAAAACGUCCUGUUCUCAACACCUCAGACAGCAUGUGGACACAUCUCAGUGUGUGUACUAGAUGAACCCAGGCCAGAUAAUAUUCACAAAGAAAACACAAGUAAUCUGAAGCAGUGGUUUGUGCUAAGCUGUCAUCUGUUAUUUUCAGUUUUAUAUUUGAAUAUGUUAUUUGCCUUAACUAAAAUACCCCUUAUACAAAAGAAAAAUCACUACCAUUGGACCUUUUGUCUUCAGUUGGGAAGGAUGCAGCCGGCAUUCGUGUCCUGGUUUAAAUGUCUCUGCUGUUGUCACAGGGAUAUCUGCCCCAUAAGAGAUUGACAAUGGUUGACAAAAGGUUCAGUGCUGCUAUCAACGAUAUUCAUCAUGAAAGCAAUGACAGCUUGUUUCCUCUGCGGGAAACUUCUGUGACAGUUUGUUACAAAUUUUCAUCCCUCUCUGUUGAAGGAGCACUUCAACAUCUUUCAGCCUGUAUCGAUUUAGAAGAGUGACCUUAAAAAACUAAAAAAGAAACCUAAAAAAAUCUACUUCAUCAUUCCUUUAUGCUGCUUUCCAGUAAUUACUGGUUUCCUCUUAAUGAUAAGGAAACCUCCAUAAAACUCGUUCAGUUAUCAACUGGCAAUUGGAAAAAAGUUGCUGUGUUUAGUGGUUUACUGGAUUAGAAAGAGUACCGUAUACAGAUGUGGACAAAUUUGUUGGUACCUUUCCAUUAAAGAAAGAAAUACUCACAAUGGUCACUGAAGUAACAUGAACAUGACAGAUAUUUCCAAAGAACCGACAGAAAGACAUACAAAAAAACGUGAUGAAACUGGACAAAUUAGUUGGUACAUUCAACUCAAAAUGUUGUCACACCCUGUACCAAACGCAGCAAGGCAGGCACAGAACCUGAGCCUCCUCUUUGUUUUAUAGUAGCUGCAGCCUUUUCUUUGAAUGUUUCAUUAUUGUUUUCGAACAUAGAGCUGACGACUUUCUCCAGUUUUGUCUAUUUCUGCCCAAAGGGAAGUCUCCCAGAGGGUUUGUGGCUUAUAAAUAAUUUUUUUUUUCUUUUUUUUUCUUUUUACAAUUUCCAGUCUGGCUUUUUCUUAUAUACUUUUUUUUUAUUUAACUUUCAACAGUGGAGUCCUCCUCUGUGAUACACCUUUCCUCGAACAGCAACAAAUAGUGCGAUCUGACAGUGAUGUACCUUGACCUUGGACUUCACUUUAAAUCUCUUUGGAAGUUGUUCUGGACUCUUUUGCCAUUACCCGUAUCAUCCAAGUCUUGUAUUCAUAAAUUUUUCUCAAGCUGCCACAUCCAAGGAGGUGAAUAAGAGUUCACCAUUUAAAUAGUCAGACUGACUGUAAGAUUGAAGACACCUGUGAUGAUAAUUACAGGACCCAAUAUCAGAUUUCUACAGUAUGAAUCAAUAUUUACAUAAUGGUUAUUUAUUAUAACUUUUGUCACUAUCAAGUUAUUACACAACCAUUGUGGGUUUUCUGUCUUCACUGGAAGGGUCCCAAAAAAUUUCUCCACAUUUGUACAUGAUAUUUCAUUGUAAACAAGGUAAAAGAGUACUAAUGAAGGAUUCAGCUCUUUUAGUGGUGCAUUUCCAACUGUUAACGUGUUCCACUGCAUCGAGCACCUCAGAGGUGGUUAUGCUGAAAUUUGAUACAUCUGAUACUCCUCGGUUGUUUUAAUUACUCACUCAUCUCCUCCUCUGCGCUUGCAGCAGGAUUUCAGAAAUUAUUAUUGACAUAAUUAAGACUCUGCUUACAUGCAUGUACAAUCAGAUGUUGAAGCACUUAUAUGAGUAAUGAUCAACGAUGUCUUUUAAAUAUAUUAAGUGCAAGUUAUUGUACACCUUGCAGUAACUACAAUCAAUAAAACAGUCAUAGUAUUGAAAAACAGAAUAAAAAGACAACAGGUAAAAAUAUAAUAUAUAGAAAUCAGAGUUAUUUCUUGAAAAUGCCACCUUGGAUAAAUAAAGGAAUAUCAGCUAUGCAAUUAGGUUGUAAUGUCACAUCCAAGUAGUCUCUGAACUGGAUCAAUAUCCACUUGCCUUUGUUCUGCUGUGAGUUUCACUGAAGAACAUUUUUUAGGGAGAGAAAAGAUCCAGAUGCAGUCUAAUAAACAUGUGCUAAUAACAUGAAGAGCUUAUCCUUAUCCUUAUCAGAAAUAAUGUUAGAAUGAACAACAUGUUAGAGGUUACAAGUAGACACAUCUUUUAGUUUAAUGUGUCAUGCUCUUAAAAAAAAAAGAUUAGAAAACUCUUAUGAACAUGCUGUCAGUUUUAUUACAAAUUCAUGCUUUGGUGUUAAUUUGGUGCAGGUAACAGAACAUCUAAAACUCUUUCUGAAUGAAUCAUGGGAACUAUUCUUGUCCCUUGUCAGAGAUAAUGAAACCAUGGUUUCUAUGUCAGGAGGAAUAACUGAGCAGCUGUUAAAAAUUCAUGAGACUGAAUGAGAAUAGAUGAGAAAAAUGGCCUGGUUUUUCGUUCCACUCUUACCAGUGACCGCAGUCAUUUUGGCUCUUGUGGUGUUGAGAACAUGAUGUUGCCUUUAUGGAUGUCUUCUCUUUCCCGUAUCCAGCCCUUGUGUGUUUCCAUCCCCCAGUAUUUCUCGAUGGAACUAGAUUUAGAAGACAGUGAGAAAGUCUGUCAUGAUUGUUGAUGGUGUUUUCGUGCUAACAUCAGUCACAAAUGUAAGCGUAGAUGAGGCUGUGUAUUUCAUUUUCUUUGCUUCUCCUCCCUCCUCUCUUUUUCCUGUCCUCUUCACAGUAUUAGACUGGAUUAUGGUUGUGUGGUAGUAGACACGUUUUCUAUGUGGUUGGUGAGUUGGUGUUGUAGUUUUACGAUUCUUUGCUCCUUAUAAUGCCACCAAAUAUGGAGCAGUGAUAGGAUCAGUGGAGUUUAAAAGAUGAAAGGGGUGACCCAGGUUCCCUAAAAAAAAAAGUAAUAAUAACUAUUUUUAAAAAAUGACUGAAGUUAAAUGAAAAUGUAAAAAAAAAAAAGAAAAAGAUAAAAAUUCCGAUUCCCGCUCAACACCCUGCCCAAUCCUUAAAAACCAAGUCUUGAAACCCCAAACCCCCACAGACUGCACUAUACAUGUUCUCUCGUAAUGAUAUCUUAUCACACUUGAACUGUCACUGUUAAAGCAGAGCCUCAGCAUUUGCCUGCUGAGGUGUAUUUCAAAGUUGGCCUGGGCUGAAAGAAGCAUUUGUUUUUAUUUAAGCCUCACAAGUCCUUCAAAACUGGAGGAGCUCAUGAUACUUCCAGUUAAAUAUUAAGUGAAAAAUCCAAUAUCAUAUACUCGUUUCAUCUUAAAUCUCUAUCUUCAAAGGUUUUAGCCUGUCUGUUAAAGAUUUGAAUUAAUAUUGACUCUUUGCAGAACCAUUUUCUAAAUAGAUCACCUCAAAAAGGUUACCAGUUCAGGCAGUUUUGCAGCCAGACUCUUGUGUCACUCUGGCUAAAUGACUCUCUUGUGUUUGUAGUUACUGGCGGAAGCCAGCCUGAUGCAUGUCCAAUGCCAUGGUUCUUGAGAAACUAGGCUAAGCAAUCCCUUCUGCUCUCCUCUGGCUAGUGUUGCUGGACCUUUGUCUGGAUGCCCCAUUUACAGCAGCAGAAACGUCACCUUCCAUCCAGGAAACCUUGUGGAAUACAGACCACUAUUCCCCCACUAUAUAGACCACUAUAUCAUAAUGCUAAUUAUUUCCAGACUCAUAAUUUGUUUUUUUGUUAUGCUGUUUCCCCUUCAAGCCCCAAAUUAAAGAAGGCUUUUCUUUUAUUAGCCUUAUUCAUCUGGCUAAUAAAGGCACAAGUCUCACCUUUAAAGCUGCAUUUGUACAGCUUUCGUCUCCUGACAUUGCUGAAUCUCUUAAUUAGCUCUAGAUAAAUUAAUGUCUCUCUCCACAUCCUACAGCUGUUGUUUUGAUUGGAUUAGACUUGAGCUGAAUUAUCAGAGCUGAGAUGAGCUGUAAUGGGAUGACGGAGAAGUGAACUUGGCUGAUAGAGUGAUUAAUUCGCUUAUUAGUUUCAUUUUAUAUGGCAGACAUCGAAGAAAAUCGUAUCAAUGGACCACUGGAAACGGGAUUAUUUUUGUAUUUUCUUUAACCGUAUAGGCUAUAGUUAUUUGUCAGACAGAACUGUUAUCUGUGACCAUGAUUUUCUCGAGUUGGACACAGAGAUGGUCAUGCAAACUGUAAUUUCUGGCUGGUAUUCAUGUAUAAUUGGACACACUGCAGAGCUUUGCUGGAAUAGUGUUUAAAGCACCUUGGGCAGAUAAUUGCUUCAUCUUAACCUUGACCAGACAAAGCCAAGUAACCCUUGUUUUAUGCGACACUACUGCCCCCAAGUGGUUAACUUUUGCAACAGCACUCAUUAGACCCCGCUGAUGUGCCCGUGUUGUUUACUGUGAGAUAAGUGAGAUAAACCCCCAGUUCAGUAGAAACACUUACAACAACUAACUGACUGUUAACUUCAUAACUCCUCAUAUAGCCAUAGCCCGAGCUCCUUUUGGUGCUGGGUGUGGGACGUCGUUUCCCCUGUGAAGCCUACCAGAUGAAGUAAAGUUUUCAAGAGAAACCUGAAUCUGCUCAAAAGUGACAGCUCUGAACUUCACAUAAAACACAAUAUGUCACAGGAUUAUUUUCUUUCUGUAUAUUCCUGAGUGAUCAACAAGUGGUCGGUGACUCUAAAGCGGAGAAAUGACUUUCUUACAUGUGGUCUUGGCAGGUUAAAUCUAUGCAUGCCUUUUGUAUACAGUGAUUAGUAUUGCCAAACUCUUGAGUGCACUCGCAUGGAAAGCGAAGGGUGCCACUGCUGCUGGCCAUGGGACUGCUUGAAACAGAGCAAGUAAUUAAAAUGAGUUUAACCCAGUCAAAGUCAGGUGGAAUUAAUCACUUGCAUUCACAUAUGUUUAAAGUAGUGAGCAUCUUACAAAAGAAAUGUGUUUACCUUGGAUGAUUGUACUUUUACACACAUCUGUACACAAACUAAUGCUCUGGUUCCUAAGCUGUGGAUAAAGCGAUUGAUAUUCCAAGCAGAAUGGUGGGACUGAUCAAUGCCAUAUAGGGGAAGGAUUAUCAGUGGGAUACUUUAAUUGAUUAGUCUAGAGCAUUCUCACAUUCUCUCUAAAUCACUCUGGGGUAGGAGGAGGUGUGGAGGACCUCACCAGACCUGGCUGACACUCAUUUCUGGGUUUCCACAUUGCCUUUAAUGAAGAGUUUUUCUUUUUAAUGACGAGAAGGUGCCAGAUUUUGUGUUUUGUUUUGUUUUGUUUGUUUUCCUCCGGGUCUGAGCCAGUGAGACGCCCUCUUACCUCCUCCACUCUUUUGACAAAGAUGUUGAACAUUUAGCUCUGCAUUUAUUGGAGCCCUUUAAUGACCAAAAUACCAAAUCAGAUUUUGUGAGAAUAUACUCCCCCUCUCCUCUCUCUUUGUUCUAUCUAGUUUUUUCUCUCUGUGUCGCUUACUCUCAUUCUUUCUUGAUGUCAACCUGGCACCAAACUCGUAAAGUACUUGUCCAGCUAUCCCUCUUUUUUGUCGGAUCUUGCACAAAUGCAGUCAUAUUUCUCUCUGACAUGGUCAUCACUAAAUCAUGAAACCUAGGAAUGAGUGCUGGGGGCUCCAGGUAAAUGCAGACCGGAUAGCAAGACAUGUAAUGCCAAUUAUGAUCAGACAUUAUGGGAUAUCACAUCAAGUAGACUGUUAUCAAAUAAACACCAAUUUGGACUCUGAUCUUCUCCGUCUUACAUCACCGUCUGACUGCACCAGAACUUUUAACAGGUAUGUUUCGUGCCAUAAUUUGUUGAUCUGUUGAUGUGACGAGCAGAAAGUGUACAUAUUGGAUCUAUUAGCCAUAUCAUGUCAUCAAAUCUGUAGACCUCUUUGCUGUGUCUGGCAGAGGAAACUGACUGUUGAACUGUAAAUAGUGUAGUUACUGAAACAUAGGAUUUAAGUGCUGCUUCUUUUCUCCAGGGAUCACCCAGGUUUUGUUCAGUCCCAUGGCUGCUUGGUCUCGAAGGAAGGAAUAACAAUGUACCUGUCUAUAAAGCACAUAUGAUUCAUUUUCUUUUUUUUUAAUUACUUCGGUGUAAGUUUUGUAUUCUGUUUGUCUUGUAAAUUUACUUCUUUUUAGUCAUAAAAGCAUGAUGUGACUC
Molecule: messenger RNA, 10458 nt
Organism: Cololabis saira (Pacific saury)
Lineage: Eukaryota; Metazoa; Chordata; Actinopteri; Beloniformes; Belonidae
Product: leucine-rich repeat and immunoglobulin-like domain-containing nogo receptor-interacting protein 3
Exons: 4
Coding region: 547-2415 (622 amino acids)
Cellular component (GO): plasma membrane
Molecular function (GO): protein binding
Source: RefSeq, a predicted model, not a curated record